AUGCAACAAGAACAAGAGAACAGUUCAGUUACAGUCUUUAGAGAGUUCCUGAGGAUCAGGACAGAUCACCCAAAGCCAGACUAUACUGCAUCCACCAAGUUCCUCGUGGAAAAGGCCCAACAAUAUGGUCUGCAGUGUGAGGUCUACAAUGGAACUGGAUUACCAAUUGUAAUAAUGAAGAUUGAGGGUAGCGAGCCAACAUUGCCAUCAGUGUUGUUGAAUGCACAUGUUGAUGUUGUGCCUGCUGUACUCGAUCAUUGGAAGGUAAACCCAUUCGAUGCCUACAAGGAUGAGAAGGGCGACAUCUAUGCCAGAGGCACUCAAGAUAUGAAGUGCGUGGCCAUUCAGUUCUUGGAGGUGGCUCAUCGUUUCAUCAAGAGUGGCAAGAAGUUCAGACGUAACCUUUACCUCACCUAUGUGCCCGAUGAGGAGAUUGGAGCGAGCAAUGGAAUGGAGCCAUUCGUCAAGACUGACAAGUUCAGGGAGUUGAACGUGGGCAUGGUCAUUGACGAAGGUCUGGCCUCGCCAACCGAGGAGUUCACAGUCUUCUACGGAGAGAGAGCACCUUGGUGGAUUCACAUCACUGCCGAGGGAAACACUGGACAUGGAUCAAGAUUCAUUGAGGGUACUGCUGUUGAGAAGUUGAUGAGGACUAUCAACAAGAUGAUGCAGUUCCGUCAGGAUCAAUUCGAUCUGUUGCACAAGGGACAUCAUGAGUGUGGAAAGAAGCUAGGCGAUGUUACAACAUUGAACUUGACUGUGUUGAAGGCAGGCGUUGGUGAGGGACCCUUCCCCAACUACAGCUACAACGUCAUUCCAACAGUGGCCGAAGCUGGCUUUGACAUUAGAAUACCUCCAACUGUCAACCUCGAAUCAUUCUUGGAUCAGAUCAGAGAGUGGACAUCAGAGGAGGGACUCUCCUUCAAGUUUGCCAACUACACCGAGAAGAAUGAGUUGACCGACCUGAAUGAUCCAGACCUCAAGUGGUGGACUGUCUUCAGAGAGUCAUGUGACAAGAUGGGACUAAAGUUGGUGCCAGAGAUCUUCCCUGCAGCAACUGAUUCAAGGUUCAUUAGAAACUUGGGCAUCCCAGCAUUUGGCUUCUCUCCAAUCAACAAUACUCCCAUUCUCUUGCACGACCACAAUGAGUUCCUCAACGAGAAGACAUAUCUUCGUGGCAUUGACAUCUACGAGGGUAUUAUCCCCAACCUUGCCAACAUGUAA
Messenger RNA from Acytostelium subglobosum LB1, 1224 nucleotides. RefSeq lists its product as hypothetical. Lineage: Eukaryota; Evosea; Eumycetozoa; Acytosteliales; Acytosteliaceae. Bases 1 to 1224 code for a protein of 407 amino acids. Gene Ontology annotation, molecular function: aminoacylase activity. Gene Ontology annotation, biological process: amino acid metabolic process. The record is from RefSeq and is a predicted model, not a curated record. Gene Ontology annotation, cellular component: cytoplasm. The transcript is spliced from 6 exons.